CCGAUUUGCUAGGGAGCCGAUUUGCCAGCCGUGUUUCAAGUCGAAUGUAAGCUUCGCUCGCUCUUUCGAUUAAAAUACGUUGUUGAUUAUUUAAAAUGAAUAAACACUUAUUUAUUACAAUUAUGACAAAAUAUUAUUUAAUUUAAAAAAAAUUUAUGCAUAUAAUCGAUUAUAAAGCAAUUCUAAUCUAUUAUGUGCAUACUAUUUUCAUAAUUUCAUUGUGGUAAUAUUUUUUACUGGUAUUCCGAAUAGGUGAUGUGGAAAAAUAUAAGGUUAAAGAAAUCUUGAGAUUCAAUUUCCAUCCAAUUUAAUGAAUGACAAAACAGAGGUCACGCGCCCCGUUUAUCUGACAAAGUACUUCGUGCCCAAAUUAUACUUUACACAAUGAUUACUUAAUAAAGUCGUGAUGCGAAGUAUUUUAGUACCGGCGGAUAGAAACAGAUUGAGCCAUCUGUCGAAUUUAGUUUACCUGGGCUUAGCACAGGAGCGCCGCGACCGCGACAGUAUCUCGACUGCGAGAUAGACUACCCAUCCCUCUCUUAAUGGAGGGUUAGGCAAAUUGCAAAUAAAAUUCUCAGUAAAAUUUAAGUCUACGAUGGUACUUUCUACAAGCUUUUAUUUACUUGUUUAUGGGCGCCAGUAAACUCCGAGGUGUGAAUUAGUAUUUGUGCAGCUACCAAAACCGCUACGAGAGCGCUACGCGGGCGCUACGAAUUAAGUUUUUUUAUUGUAUUCCUAUAAAAAAAAAAUUGUCGGAUAAUAUAUUUAUUAAAGUAAGUUACAAUAUACAUAAACAUUGAGACGGUAAAGAGUAUACAAAAAAAAGCUGCUGCCUUCAGUAGUGAUAUGAAUAUAUUCCUAUUUAAAUGUUUUUACCGAAAUAUAGAGCAUAACACAUUUAGGUACUUACUGUGCCUGUAAAUAUAUUCCAUAUCAGUUCCGGCACACAAACACAUAGGUAAGCGUAAAGGCACACUUAUCAUUAUACAAAUUAAUUCUCUGCUUUACCACUAGUUUUUGACCAAUAUGAAUUAUUGAGCUAAAAAUAACUUUCUUUGAAGCGCAGGUACAUAUAUAGAAAACCAACACAAAGUGUUACAAAGAUGUCCCAAGAUUUGUUCUUUUAUAUAUAUAACAAAGGAAAACAUAAAAUUUUCAUCGAGGGCACAGCAACAAUAAAAAGGUCGAUUCAUACAGAAAACUACAAUUUUCGUUUAUACUUAAGCACGUAUCAGUUAUUUUGACACACAAUACACAGGGUGUUUGUCAACUGCGUUAGUUUUGCGUUUUAUUUUUAAGUUUGUAAGUUCAAUAGCGUGGUGUUAAAGGCGAUAGUCGCUUGGCUUUUAUUUUCGUGGGGAGAGCGUUAAAUUGGUCGGUUGCAUAUGCGAGGUGUAUUCUGUAUUGUGUGGGUUCACACAAUACGCCUCGCGGCUUUGUGCCUCGUUCGCACCAUUGUCAUCGGACAUAUUACCCAACGUUUCAGCAUUGUAUACUCCUGCUGUCUCUGGCUUCUUCCUUUGAUGAGACACCUAUCUUAUUUGUAGCGUUGCUUCUUAUUCGAGUCUGUUAUGAUUCAUGUUACAAGGUAAGGCUUUUGUUAUUCUUAUAAGAAUGUUUCUAAGUAGGCGACGUGUUUUGAAAAGAAGUCGUUCUACUUACGUUGGUAUCUCUGGAACAGGAAGGUUUUCUACAUAGGUUUAUUACAAGACAAAAUCAACAAUACGGGUCCGUUUCGCGUUAUAGCUUCAGCAAAUUUAUUCAACGCCGAAUAUCGUAAUCAAAAUCAUAAAGAGGUAAUUACCAUGUCAAUAGACUAAAGGCAUCCUGCAAUGUCAAAAGGGAAGUGCAUUGAGGGUAAAGGGUGACAAGUGUGGUGCGCGAGGGCGUUGCGCGGCGUACGAGUACGCUCUAGCCGGCCGGUCACAGUCGGUGUUCACCUCCCUAGCAAACUGGCUGUUCGCGCGCAAUCUGGGCCCAACCGAACUUUUUCGUCGCGUCGUUUUCCCGCCAAUUGUUUUUUGGAUUCAGUGAUUCUUGUGUGCCAGUAUUUAUUGUCUGUGGUUUGUGUGUUGUGUUCUGUGCCUUAUUGGAAAUUUUGGAAUGCUUGGACUGAUUUUUUUAUGGCACGUUGUUGGAUUAAUAGCGUUUGAAGAGACCAGGUUUCUAUUUGAGGCUCUUUCCAUGAGAAAUAAGAGCGCACCCGUGACUUCCGCUUCCUGCCGCGCCCGCGCAGCAUCCGCCCCAGACCAGACACAUAAUACCGAGAACGGGAGCAGUGCGGCUUGCGAAGCUCCCUGCAAGCACCGUGGGAAGCUUCUCCCCCAGCUACCCCGGACCGGCGCCCGCGACGAUCGCGUGACCAGUGUGCAGGCAUGUUCACUGUUAUGUUUACUCAUUUACUUUUAUAAAGUUUUAUAGUGCAUUGCGAUUUAGGGAAAUCAGGAACCGGCCAAGUAGUUGUAGGGUAAGAUGAAUAUCCCUUUUCAAGCAGUAUUUACGAGUAUGUGCUUCCCUUAAAAAUAGCAAGUAAUAUAGUCCGUCUAACUAAGCUAAUUUUACACUGAUUUUAAAAGAACAAAGUGAGAAGGUUUCAAUUUAAACGCCAUAUUUGCCAAUGAUGACAUUGCCACACUUUAUCAUUUAAGAUAGCAAAGUUAGCUUCGUCUGACUCUAAAAAUCUGUCAGAUUAACUUAUAAUCUGACAGUAGCAAACUACUUGGUGACUUGUACAAGUUAUAUUCUUAAUAUUUAGAAACAUUUUCAAGUAAAAAUAUGAGACAUAGGUAGAUAACAGAAACGGCUGAUGCAAUUUUAAUCUGGAACACAUUUACACUCAAUCAUGACACAACCGACCACCGUCACACUGUCAAUACAUCCUAUUCUUACUCAAAAACAGACCAAGCGUGAAAUCAGAUUCCAAAUAGUUACCAACUUACAUAACUAACGGCGUAAUAACGAGUUAUGCCUUCUUAAAGAAAAAUACAGUAAAAUGUAUGCGAGUUACAUAAAGUUAAUGCUUUUUUCCUCGUAACGGCCGCGUUAGAUCCGUUACAAAACGCCGUAAUAACGAAUCGAACGGAAUCGUGCCAAGACUGGAACUUGAUGUACUCUUACAUAAAAGCUGCAAAAAGCGUGACAAUCUGUCGACUCAAUUUAUAAAUUAGUCUGUGGCUGUUUACUUUUUUUAUCACGAGAAUUUAAAUUUCGUAAUGGUCCAGUUGCUGUCACCGCAAAGUGGCAAAUUAGAUAUUUUUUCAUGAACAUGGUCAUGUUUUAUAAUGCCUAGAAAAGGUAUAAUUCCGAGCAAGAAUUUACGGUUUUAUUUUCUAUAUUGACUACUGUUAUACAUUUAUUUGUAUUCUUAAAUCGGAUCAAAAUGUAAAUUAAAUACUCGUAACUAUUCAUUAUAAAAGUAAGGUCUAAUAAAACUAAUAUGUAUAAGAAGAGGCCUAUUGCUAAUUUGCAUGCGUAGCCACUUGACGAAACUUUCGUUGUGAUUAUUAUAUUGAAUGGAUGAGUAUUUUUAUCAUAUUUGCAAAUUUAAUGUGUUUUAGAAUAUCUAGAAGCAAAACUAAAUUAUGUCCCACUAAAGUCUAUUUUAAGACACAAACCGAGUCAACUAUAAGAUAAAUCUACACAACGAUGUUAUCGUUGCAAAAUCGUAUUACCAUGUUAUUGCAUUAUUCGUGCCUUUGAAUUUAUACUUGAUUUAUUUAGCUAAACUUAUAUUUUCGGCUCGAGAAACGGUAUUUUUAAUCUCUAUACAAGCCAGGACAGGACUCACCCCUUUACAAACCCGAAUGGCGACUUCCUAAAGAAUUAUUGUAAUUUAAUAACCCAGUCCGGUGCGUUUAAAGAACCAUUCAGUCGCGAAAAUAACACAAUCGGUCACUUGUCAACUACUUUUCUUUGUCAUUUUCGUAUGCAAAUUCGACUCGGUGUUUUGGAUCGUAAAUUCGGAGCUAGAAUGGCCGAAGAAUGGUCGCAGAUAGUAGAUUGCGAUAAUAUGUUAUAUUAUACGGCUGUUUAAUUUGCAGAUACAAGAUAAGGGCCUGUAAUAGCGUCUUGUAAAGCUUGUUUAACUUGUUAAUCGCUACAAGCUCGAUAAGAUCGCCCCUAAUUUAGCGUCACACGUAUUAUAAGGUGUUUUUACUUUUCGUUACGUGAUUAUAACUCAAAAAUGAUAUAUGUUGUUUCUUUUUGUUUCGUGAUUAUUGUUCCUCAAAAAUCUAUUUAUCUUGAAUAUCUUAUGAGUCAGUCAUGUAAUUUUAUUAAGAAUCGCGUGGGUAUAUAUAUCCUAUACAAAAUCAAUAACGAAUAAGCUUUUCUAGUCAGCAAAUAUGGGUAACUUUGCUGACUAUAUCUGGAAGCGUAUCAUAGUUAAGAGUUCCGAUAAAGAACUUAGCCUAGCAACACAAAACUCACUGAAACACCUUUAUUACUACCGAAAAUCGUACGCCAGAAGCGACCUUGAGUCUCUAAAGCCAUAAAGGUUCGUUUACACUGCAACUGCUACUGAAGUAGUGAGAGGACACAGCGCCCACAUGGCUAACAGGUGCUUCAUUGUUGUAUGCAAAUUAACUCUCGCUUUCAUACUAAACCAUUUUUAGGGACCGCUGUUGAUGACUGCGGUGGAUAGCGACUGAUAACUAUUCGGCGUAUGAGCAAUCUCUUUUAUUUGCAAUUGAUACUCUCUUUCACCUCAACAUAAAAAAAUAACAUUAGAACAUUACGAACAAGCAAAACUUUAAGAAAGAUAAUUAAACUUUCGGUCCGAUUCGAAGAAUGGUUAAGACGCGUUUAAGAUCUUGGAAAGAUCUUUAAAAGAUUGAUAACUAAACGACAUGUCAAAAUUGACGUUUAUUUCGAUUCCGCUGUGAUCCCAAUAAGAUCUGUCUACGAUAUUUCUAACGUCAAAGUGACAUUGGUUACCCGAAUCAAGCUUUUACGUAGCAAGAUUUUACCUGUAUAUGUCCGGGAUGAGAUUUUCCAAUUAAGCUGAAGGUCCAAUUGCCAAGACUUCUAACUUUUUUUUUAAUAUUUAUUAUAUUAAGGCGGUAAACAAAACCAUCUAACUCGGUAAUUUAGCCAAUGAUAUAUUAUCCAUAUACAAGUGCCAUAGUUAUAAAUAUAAACUCAUUGACCGAAUGACUGAAACACAUCGUAUUAUUUGCUUUCAUUCCUUUAAAUAUCUGGAAAAAUAUUCUUUAAAGUUCCAUAUUCAGAUGCCUAUAACUAAGUAAAUGAAAAAAAUCUAGUAAAGCAUCAUGGUUUUUCUUAGAGCUGUGAAAUAUUUUCUUAUGAUCAAUGUACAUGUCUGGCUUCGAAGUAAAUAUUCAAUAAAACAUCGACAUUAAUUCCCGGCCUGUCUAACACGAUAUAAAGCUAGCUAAAACGAUAAACCAGUUUGCCAACCCUGCCUCAUAGAUCACGGAAACCAGUACUCGAAUCAAAACUAGUCGCGGGGACAUGACAAACGACUUGUUAAUCGUCUUUGUUGCAGCCUUUAAUGCCUUGUUCUGCCAAAAGUAUCGACUUAAGGACAGUCCGCAUGCUAGGGUCAUCGCUUAAAGAAAUCCUUCUAUUUUAAAAGUGGAAGGUCAGUUUUAACGGUCAUUGUCUGUCAAGGCGGACAAAAGUGUCAGUUUUUGCAGCACAGACCGCUAGCGCGCGAUUACCGUGAGAAUAUAGUAAGGUAGGAUAAAUGAAAUAGACAGCAGCAUAAAACUUAGAAAUGAUAUGUAUUUAAUUGGUUAUAAAGUGAUUCACACAAGCUAGCGCCGAAUGAGUAAUAAGAUUAAGUAGUCUCUUGCCACCUCUUAUAAUUCGAAAUUUAGUGGCCAGAAAUUGUGUACACAAUUUUGCACCUAAAAUGAGGUAUGAGAGAAACAUUUAAAUAAGUAUUUGCUUUGGGGCUUACACAUAUUUUGCCGAGUAACCGUUUGUUAACGACAUCAAUACUACUCGUUUUUACCCUAUCUAAGUUAGUGGACUAUCCAUCUUUUUGUAGGUUCAUCGUCUCGAGUUAAUUGAACGGAUUAUAAAAAGUCGAAGCAAAAAAACUAAUCUUAGCUGUGUUUUGGUUUGUGACGUAAUCAAAUGUACAAAUACGUACACCUCAAGAUAAACAGACUGUUGAAUCAUAAGACAUGUUAUAGAAAUUUAAUCGAAGCUGUCAAUAAACUAUCCGAAUGACGCUACAAAAAAGAAAGAAUUAUAAACACAACGGUAGAGAUUUUAUUCAUAUUUUGUAACAGCAUUCGUGUAAUAUAAGUAGGUAAAUUAUUUUAAGGAGUAGAAAAUGCAAAUUAGAUAUAGGAAACACGAGUAAGAAAACGGCUUACUCACGUCUUUUUAAGUCAAAAAUUGCUUGUUUUAAUAUUUGUAGGUAUAUGUAAUAUGUC
Molecule: messenger RNA, 6407 nt
Organism: Cydia pomonella (codling moth)
Lineage: Eukaryota; Metazoa; Arthropoda; Insecta; Lepidoptera; Tortricidae
Exons: 5
Coding region: 2104-2421 (105 amino acids)
Source: RefSeq, a predicted model, not a curated record